This is a messenger RNA of Mus caroli (Ryukyu mouse), 6510 nucleotides long. RefSeq names its product ABL proto-oncogene 1, non-receptor tyrosine kinase (gene Abl1). The record is from RefSeq and is a predicted model, not a curated record. NCBI's taxonomy places the organism in Eukaryota, Metazoa, Chordata, Mammalia, Rodentia, Muridae. Gene Ontology annotation, molecular function: protein binding; ATP binding; non-membrane spanning protein tyrosine kinase activity. Gene Ontology annotation, biological process: protein phosphorylation.
UGAGCUCAGAAAAGCUACCUUUAAAAGGUCGUGCGGAGCCGGGCUGUCGCAGGCAGUGAGGCUGGAACCCGAAGGUGCGGCAGCGUGUGGGAGACCGGCGCCAGUGGCCUAUCGGACCUCGCUCGGGGAAUUCCGGCGUCGCUGGGGGCGGGACCGGGGGCGGGGCCUGGCCUCGUUGUGGCGCGGCUCGUAAUCCAUUAUGGCGGCCUCGGGGGUCGGUGUCUCUCCCUAAGAGGCGUCGGAGCUGGAACCGGGUGCCGGGUCCUGCGGCUGAGGACUCCUUCCGCGGCACACACCCUCACUGGCUGGAGAAGCCGGGUUCCUCGACUGAGCCCGGCAUGUGACUCCUCGGCGGCGGCGGCAGGGGCCGGUGCCGGGGGAGGGGUGUCUCGGGUAGAGACCCUUGGGCUCGGGGCAGCUGAGGCGCCGGGCCUCCUCCCCUGUGGCUGGCUCCAGGUUCCGGACCGCGGGAGUCCUUCGUCCCUCCUAGCUCUGCUCUGGCUCUGGGACACCCAGAGUGGUCUCUGUUUCUCCCUACCUGGGACACCCUGUUUCCUGAGGAGGAGCGUCGCCCCCGAAUAAGCCUCCCGCGCCCUGCCUGGGAAGUCGCUUUCUCACCCCCAGACCGCCUUUCGCUCGAUUUCAACCCCCAAGUUUGCCACGGAGCCCCUCAUUCAAAUCAUCUCCCUGCUGUCAAGAGAUCUCCGGGGGGUCCUCCCAGAUUGCUUCCACCGGCCUCCGAUGUCCUGACUUCUUCCAAUGUCACCUACAGCCCCAUUGGUCACACUGCAGCCCAAAACUUUAAUGCAAAGGAAGAGUCUGGAUUGGUUUCACAGGCCUUUUAAAAAGCGGACUUAAAAGUUGCUGGUUAUGCAUUUCUUCUCGGCAGAGUGGAGAGCAAACUCUCGAUGAGAUCUGUGUGACCCGUGUCAUUUUUCCGGAGAGCAGGGCAGGGAAGUGAGAGCGGCAGGAAAUUUGUUACAAGAUGGAGAGACAGAGAUAGGGAAUUGGUUGACUUCCACAGGAAAGAUUGCAGAGAAUAUAAAAGCCGCUCAACCUUUGCAUCUCGCUGGGGAGUUGAAAUGACUUUCAGUACUGUUGGUCCUUUUCUGACUUUUCUGUGAAUAGUUUUAUCUAUCUAAAGUUCCCCUCUUGCAAAGAAAGUGUUCCUCGGCUUGCAACGUAGACUUAGAUUGAAGAAACUUUUGGGUAGCAUUGCGGUUACAUGACUUCAAACUAAUUACCCUGGAAAAGAAUUCCAGACUCCUGUUUACAUGUGUGGACCUCAAACCCAGCUUCCCUUUCUCAUGGAAGUUGUCUGUCUGUGAUUGACCCAAGUUACUGACCCAAGUCGGUGGUGUGAAGUUCUGGGUAUAUACUGUUGCCUGCUAACCCCCACGGACCAUUCUGAAAGGUCUUGAACCCUCUUCUGGAAAGGGGCGCCUAUUAUUGCUUUAUGGGGCAGCAGCCUGGAAAAGUUCUUGGGGACCAAAGAAGGCCUAGUUUGCCCGCCCUGCAUUUUAUCAAAGGGGCAGGGAAGAGGGACUCAUCGAGGCAUGGGGGCCCACACUGCAAUGUCUUUGUGGAACACGAAGCUCUGCAGAGGCCAGUGGCGUCUGACUUUGAGCCCCAGGGUCUCAGCGAAGCAGCUCGAUGGAACUCCAAGGAAAACCUUCUUGCUGGGCCCAGUGAAAAUGACCCCAACCUUUUUGUGGCACUCUAUGAUUUUGUGGCCAGUGGAGAUAACACUCUCAGCAUCACUAAAGGUGAAAAGCUCCGGGUCUUGGGUUAUAAUCACAACGGGGAAUGGUGUGAAGCCCAAACAAAAAAUGGCCAAGGAUGGGUCCCAAGCAACUACAUCACCCCCGUCAACAGCCUGGAGAAACAUUCCUGGUAUCAUGGCCCUGUAUCUCGAAAUGCUGCUGAGUAUCUGCUGAGCAGCGGAAUCAACGGCAGCUUCUUAGUGCGGGAGAGUGAGAGUAGCCCUGGCCAGAGAUCCAUCUCGCUGCGGUAUGAAGGGAGGGUGUACCACUACAGGAUCAACACUGCCUCUGAUGGCAAGCUGUACGUCUCCUCGGAGAGCCGCUUCAACACUCUGGCUGAGUUAGUUCACCAUCACUCCACGGUGGCUGAUGGCCUCAUCACCACACUCCACUACCCAGCUCCCAAGCGCAACAAGCCCACCAUCUACGGUGUGUCCCCCAACUACGACAAGUGGGAAAUGGAGCGCACUGACAUCACCAUGAAGCACAAGUUGGGUGGAGGCCAGUACGGGGAGGUGUACGAGGGCGUUUGGAAGAAGUACAGCCUCACUGUGGCCGUGAAGACCUUGAAGGAGGACACCAUGGAGGUGGAGGAAUUCCUGAAGGAAGCCGCGGUGAUGAAGGAGAUCAAACACCCUAACCUGGUGCAGCUGCUAGGGGUGUGUACCCGGGAACCACCGUUCUACAUAAUCACUGAGUUUAUGACCUAUGGGAACCUGCUGGACUACCUGCGGGAGUGUAACCGGCAGGAGGUGAGCGCCGUGGUGCUGCUUUACAUGGCCACACAGAUCUCAUCAGCCAUGGAGUACUUGGAGAAGAAGAACUUCAUCCACAGAGACCUUGCUGCCCGGAACUGCCUGGUAGGGGAAAACCACUUGGUGAAGGUGGCUGAUUUUGGCCUGAGCAGGUUGAUGACAGGGGACACCUACACGGCCCAUGCUGGAGCCAAAUUCCCCAUCAAGUGGACCGCGCCUGAGAGCCUGGCUUACAACAAGUUCUCCAUCAAGUCGGACGUGUGGGCAUUUGGAGUACUGCUCUGGGAGAUUGCUACCUAUGGCAUGUCACCUUACCCGGGAAUUGACCUGUCUCAGGUUUAUGAGCUGCUGGAAAAAGACUACCGAAUGGAGCGCCCUGAAGGCUGCCCGGAGAAGGUCUACGAGCUCAUGCGAGCAUGUUGGCAGUGGAACCCCUCCGACCGGCCCUCCUUUGCUGAAAUCCACCAAGCCUUUGAAACCAUGUUCCAGGAAUCCAGUAUCUCAGAUGAGGUGGAGAAGGAGCUGGGGAAACGAGGCACGAGAGGAGCUGCUGGGAGUAUGCUGCAGGCCCCAGAGCUGCCCACCAAGACCAGAACCUGCAGGAGAGCAGCUGAGCAGAAAGAUGCGCCUGACACCCCUGAGCUGCUCCACACGAAGGGCCUGGGAGAAAGCGAUGCACUGGACAGUGAGCCUGCUAUAUCGCCACUGCUUCCUCGGAAAGAGCGUGGGCCCCCAGAUGGCAGCCUAAAUGAAGACGAGCGCCUUCUCCCCAAAGACAAAAAGACCAACCUGUUCAGCGCUUUGAUCAAGAAGAAGAAGAAAAUGGCGCCGACACCCCCUAAGCGCAGCAGUUCCUUCCGAGAGAUGGAUGGCCAGCCAGAACGCAGAGGGGCUAGUGAGGAUGACAGCAGGGAACUCUGCAAUGGACCACCAGCUCUCACCUCAGAUGCAGCAGAGCCUACCAAGUCCCCAAAGGCCAGUAAUGGGGCUGGCGUCCCUAAUGGAGCCUUCCGGGAGCCGGGCAACUCAGGCUUCCGUUCUCCCCACAUGUGGAAAAAGUCCAGCACACUGACCGGGAGCCGCCUGGCUGCUGCCGAAGAGGAGAGCGGCAUGAGCUCCAGUAAGCGCUUCCUGCGUUCUUGCUCAGCCUCCUGCAUGCCCCAUGGGGCAAGAGACACAGAGUGGCGGUCGGUUACACUGCCUCGAGACCUGCCGUCUGCUGGCAAGCAGUUUGACUCAUCCACUUUUGGAGGGCACAAAAGUGAAAAGCCAGCUCUGCCUCGGAAACGGACCAGUGAGAGCAGGUCCGAGCAGGUGGCCAAAAGCACAGCGAUGCCCCCUCCCCGGCUGGUGAAGAAGACCGAGGAGGCCGCUGAAGAAGGCUUCAAAGACAUGGAAUCCAGCCCUGGCUCCAGCCCUCCCAGCUUGACUCCCAAACUCCUCCGCAGGCAGGUCACUGCCUCUCCUUCCUCUGGCCUCUCUCACAAGGAAGAGGCCACCAAGGGCAGUGCCUCAGGCACGGGGACUCCAGCCACUGCAGAGCCAGCACCCCCCAGCAACAAAGUGGGCCUCAGCAAGGCCUCCUCUGAGGAGAUGCGCGUAAGGAGGCACAAGCACAGCUCGGAGUCCCCAGGAAGAGACAAGGGGCGACUGGCUAAGCUCAAGCCUGCCCCGCCGCCUCCUCCUGCCUGCACAGGAAAAGCAGGCAAGCCCGCACAGAGCCCCAGCCAAGAGGCCGGGGAGGCAGGGGGAGCCACAAAGACAAAAUGCACGAGUCUGGCUGUGGAUGCUGUGAACACUGACCCCACCAAGGCCGGUCCACCUGGAGAAGGACUGAGAAAGCCUGUGCCCCCAUCUGUGCCAAAGCCCCAGUCGACUGCUAAGCCUCCAGGGACCCCCACCAGCCCGGUCUCCACCCCCUCCACAGCACUAGCUCCUUCACCCCUGGCUGGGGACCAGCAGCCAUCAUCUGCUGCCUUCAUCCCCCUCAUAUCAACCCGUGUGUCUCUUAGGAAGACCCGCCAGCCGCCAGAGCGCAUUGCCAGUGGCACCAUUACCAAGGGUGUGGUUCUGGACAGUACUGAGGCCCUGUGCCUUGCCAUCUCCCGGAACUCAGAGCAGAUGGCCAGCCACAGUGCUGUACUGGAGGCUGGCAAGAACCUGUACACUUUCUGUGUGAGCUAUGUGGACUCUAUCCAGCAGAUGAGGAACAAAUUUGCCUUCCGUGAGGCUAUCAACAAGCUAGAGAGCAACCUCCGAGAGCUGCAGAUCUGCCCUGCCACAGCCUCCAGUGGGCCAGCUGCCACCCAAGACUUCAGCAAGCUGCUUAGCUCUGUGAAGGAGAUCAGCGACAUUGUCCGGAGGUAGCAGCAACCAGUGUAUGUCAGCAAGAGAUGUUGCAGUCCACAGGGCUCUUGUGCCUAUAAAGAUGGGGACAGGGAGCUGGGGAGCUGGCAUCUUUCCCCAGGAGCUUUACAGAGUGACAAGCAGAGCCUGAGGGAGUCCUGGAUGGAGCCUGGUGGAGUCGGCCCUUCCUCCUGUGCUGUGCACCAGCUGCCCUGCACCUUUCCUGUCCAGCCCAGGCGUCAGCCACCUCUCCUCACUGCCUGUGGAUGGGUCUCCUGCUCUGAAGACUACAUCUGGCCUGCCUGGCCACCAGGCUUCUCACUCCCCGGUGCCUCAGACCCAGCUCCCAGGUCAGCCUGGAAUGCUCUUCCCUGUCCUUGCAGGAGAAUGACCUCCUCUGAUGGACCUUCUUGUCACCAAGGCAUGGGAGCCCCUGUGCUUGCUGUCCCUGCACCUUCAGUACUUACAAACUGUCCCCGAGAGCCUGUGCUCACUGUGUUUUCAUUGGAAGGAAGCUGUCGCUCUAAGGGUCAUGAGGUGCUAAAGCCAGGGGCCCAGAUGGGUGGGCACUGGAAACAGGAGCUGGGCAGUGUGGUCUGUCACCUGCUCUCAAUAUCUUCAGCAGUGUGCCCGGCAGAUCCUGGACAGCAAGCUUGAGUUUUAUGGGUGGCAGUCACUGGCUGGCUUGGCACAUAGCCAAGCCAACCCUAGGCCUCCAAGGGCUCCCCAGAAUCUGAAUUUCUGAGUAGUCUUCAUCCCCUCUCCUGCUCUAAGGUCAGGUCCAUCCUCUCUGGUCCUUACCUUGAUGACAAGGAUCCAGCCUUCUGGUGUUUUUGAGCAUUUCAAAGGUCUGCAUAGAAAGGAACAGCCACUAGGUACAAGCAGGCAGGAAUCUGGGCUCUCCUGAGCCCUGACUGCUUCUCAGAACUGCUGCUUAACCACUGAGAACAGUGCUCAGCCCAGAGCUCCUGAGAGGCACGCACAUCACGCUGGGGUUGGGUGUCCCUUGCAGACUCAGCCAGGGCAUGUCUUCCUCCUAAGGCAGCCAGGACCAGAGCUGAGCACAGGCACAGGUGUGGGCGACUCCUUGACUAACCCAGAGCAGCCAGCCUAGGCCUCAUACCAGGCUGACCCAGAACAGGGCGCAUGCCUAGGCCUUGUACCAAGCUGGAAGACAUCUCCACACUCCCUGCUUCUCCACUGCAGGUGUGCUGUGCUGGCCCCAGGCCCACACUGAUCACCUAGAUGCAGGGCUGGUAGAGAUGAUUUCCUCUGGUCCUCGUAGCACCUCACCUCUUUACCUCCAAAGGCUGCUCUGCAGCCCAAGGGAGGCCGUGCCACACUGCCAGUGACCUUGAAUAGCCAGACACCACCAUCCCCUGACACUGUGCUCACAAGGCCCCUGCUCUGUUGCUGCCGUGGCUGCCACUAUAUUUUGUAUUACACUUUGAUAUUACACUCUUUUUUAAAAUAGACUUGCGCUCUUAUAAAUGACAUGUAAAUAGUUCACCACUGUGCCCCCUCUGGCACACCAACAGCAUUCCCCUUUUUUCUCAGUCCAGUACAUUUUGUUUCUGUAUAUGACUUUUUUGAAUCCAAAUCUCUCUGUAGUAUUUUUUAAAUAAAUGUUUACAGAACUAUUGACA